UUUAACGUGGCGGGAGUGCUCAGCGUGAAGCUCGCUUGACCAUCUAAAAUCGUCUUAGUGCUAAGAACGUUUUGGGGAAACCCACCCCUGCUGUUCUGUUAUUUAGAUUGGCAAGUGGCUAGCAACAUUUGCAUUUGCAGGAUCAUGGCACGGAGGAACUUAAUUUUGCGCUGUAGGCGUACACUGAAUGACUGCACUCGUCUUCUCCUAACAGAUGACCCUGGACCUGAUGUACGCCAGUCAACGUUAAUAAGGUUAGAAACAAUGCAAAGGAGCCUUGAAUGGGCAAGGGGGAGGCUGGUAAAUGUCUCUACAGCAGAUCGUCUCAUCAACGACAUAACAGAAUACUGCCAGGAGGUUAGGACAAGCAUCCAGGAUCCUCAAGCCAGUUCCAGGUACCAAGCACCACUGAGGUGGAGUAGCUCUCGAGGUCGUCCCCAUUACUCCAUCACUAGAGACCAGUUGUUGUUUUUUCAUGUGGCUUUACGGUGUCACAAAUGGCAGAUAUUUUGAAUGUGUCUUUGAAUACAGUGAAACGUCGUCUAAGACACUUUGGUCUCUCACGGUCUUAUUCUGAAAUGUCAGACUCCGUCCUGGAUGACACAAUCAGGGAUCUGGUAGCUGGAAAUGACCAGCUUGGACCAGAAGCUGUUAGGGCACAAUUAGGCGCGUCAGGAAUUCGUGUGCAGAGAUCCAGAGUACGGGAGAGCAUGCGGCGGGUUAAUCCUACAGCAGCGGCCCUCCGAGCAAUGUCUCAGACACUGCACCGAAGAAGGUACCAUGUUGCUGGCCCAAACUCUCUGUGGCAUCUAGAUGGGAACCACAAAUUGAUAAGGUGGAGGAUAGUUAUACACGGGGGCAUUGAUGGAUACAGUCGACUCAUUGUCUUCCUACGUGCUUCCAACAACAACCGGAGUAGCACUGUGAUGGAAAGCUUUGUUAAUGCAGUGUCCAAAUAUGGUGUACCCUCUCGAAUCAGAACUGAUCAUGGUGGGGAAAACAAUUCCGUAUGCCUAAUGAUGAACAUUUUCAGAGGUCCUGAAAGAGGCAGUGCUCUCAGAGGAAGGAGCACACACAACCAACGAAUCGAGAGGCUUUGGGGUGAUCUUUGGAGGGGGUUGACGAAUGUCUACUAUGACAUUUUCAGUUUCCUGGAGAGUGAGGGUAUUGUGGACAUAGAUAAUGGAUCUCUGGGCUCUUCAUUAUGUGUACUUGCCCAGGAUAAACAGGGAUUUGGAUGCCUUUGUUCGUCAAUCAUAGUUUGAGGACAGAAAGGCACCAGAGUCCAACACAGAUUUUUGUCCGGGGCUGCUUGGAACAGCAGGGACGACCAACCACUGCAAUGCGUGAUCUCUUUGGUGCAAGUGCUGUAACAAGUGAAGGCGGUCAGCA
This is a messenger RNA of Astyanax mexicanus (Mexican tetra), 1392 nucleotides long. RefSeq lists its product as uncharacterized. Gene Ontology annotation, molecular function: nucleic acid binding. NCBI's taxonomy places the organism in Eukaryota, Metazoa, Chordata, Actinopteri, Characiformes, Acestrorhamphidae. Gene Ontology annotation, biological process: DNA integration. The record is from RefSeq and is a predicted model, not a curated record. The coding region runs from base 498 to 1265 and encodes 255 amino acids. The transcript is spliced from 5 exons.